Messenger RNA from Triticum aestivum (bread wheat), 2702 nucleotides. RefSeq names its product pentatricopeptide repeat-containing protein At2g37230. NCBI's taxonomy places the organism in Eukaryota, Viridiplantae, Streptophyta, Magnoliopsida, Poales, Poaceae. The record is from RefSeq and is a predicted model, not a curated record. Bases 39 to 2324 code for a protein of 761 amino acids. The transcript has a single exon. Gene Ontology annotation, molecular function: protein binding; mRNA binding.
ACACUUGACUUUGCCGUUCCCCUGAACCUCCCGCAGCCAUGGCGCGCCGCCACCUUCCCAUCCCCCUCCUCCCGCUCCUCACCCGCAACGCCCACGCCCCCACCCCCCUCCACCUCCGCCAUGCCUUCUGCUCCUCCACCACCGCCCCCACCAUCGACGGAGCAGCCCCCGCCUCCGUCUCCGCCGUGGAGACCCCGGAACAAGGCCCGGCAGCAACGGCCGCGGCGGGGACGGAGGCAGAUGCCUUGGAGUCGGCUCCGGCCCAUGCCCUCCGGGAGGAGGAGCCCCUGCACGAGAAGAUCCUCCACAUGAUCCGCCGCCGCAAGUGGACAACCCGCAUGGAGAACUCGGUCCGCCUGCUCUCCCCGACUCUCUCGGCGCCGCUCGUCCACGGCGUGAUCUCCGCCGCGGCCGCCGCCGACCGCGCCGACCUCUCACUCCAGUUCUUCCGCUUCGCGUACCGCCGCGCCGGGUUCCGCCCGGAGCCGGCCACCUUCGCGCUCCUCGUGCCGAUCCUCGCGUCCAAGAGCAUGCUCAACCACGCCCGUUGCAUCCUCCUCGAGACCAUGCCGUCCUUCUCCAUCCCCCCUGAAGAGGCCACGGUCGCGGCCCUCGUCGCCGCCUACGGCAAGGCCGGCAUCCCGCAGGAGGCCGUCAAGCUCUUCCGCCUGAUGCCCGAGCUCGGCAUCGCCCGCACCGCGCUCUCCUACAACGCCGUGCUCAAGGCCAUUCUCUGCCGCGGCCGCGAGGCCAUGGCCAGGCGGAUCUACAACGCCAUGAUCGCCGACGGCGUCGUCCCGGACCUGUCCACCUACAACACGCUGAUCUGGGGCUUCGGCCUGUGCAAGAAGAUGGAGUCCGCCGUGAGGGUCUUUGGGGACAUGAAGGACCACGGGGUGACGCCUGAUGUGACGACCUACAACACCCUGCUCAAUGCCUGGGUGCGGACAGGUGAUAUGGAGAGUGCACGAAAGGUGUUUGAUGAAAUGCCGGUGGCUGGUUUUGAGCCGAACUCAAUCUCAUAUAAUGUCAUGAUCAAGGGAUAUGUUGAGGCGAAUAAGGCUGAGGAGGCAGUGGGGUUGUUCAAGGAGAUGGGGGAGAAGGGGCUGAGGUUGAGCGAGAAGACGUUUGCUGCAUUGAUGCCGGGGCUUUGUGAUGACAAGGGGAAGGCUGUGGAGGCCCGGAAGGCAGUGGAGGAUAUGGCAGAGCGACGACUCACACCGAAGGACAAAUCGGUGUUUCUGAGGCUUGUGUCCACAUUGUGCAAAGCUGGGGAUUUGGAUGGGGCAUUGGAGGUGCAUAAGAAGAGCGGGCAGUUCAAGCAUGUCCUGGUGGAUCCGAGGCAGUACAGUGUGUUGAUGGAGAGCUUGUGUGCAGGUGGUAAGUGCGAUGGUGCUGUGGAGGUGCUCGAUGAGCUUCUUGAGAAGGGGACACUGCUUAGCCCAAAGAGUCCAGUGCUGGAAGCCCCGGCUUAUAAUCCAGUGAUCGAGUAUCUGUGCAACAAUGGAAAUACCAACAAGGCUGAGACGUUCUUCAGGCAGCUGAUGAAGAAAGGUGUCGAUGACAAGUCUGCAUUCAACAGUCUUAUCCGUGGGCAUGCAAAGGAAGGUGCACUGGAGGCUGCAAAGGAGAUUCUUGCCAUUAUGACACGCCGUGGUGUCCCUACUGACCCCCAUUCGCAUGCACUGCUUAUUGAUAGCUUCCUGAAGAAAAAUGAGCCAGCUGAUGCAAAGACAGCAUUGGACAGCAUGAUGGUGCAUGGUCACUUACCAAGGCCAGCUCUGUUCCAGUCUGUCAUGGUGUCGCUUUUCAAUGAUGGCCGGGUUCAGACCGCAAGUAGGGUCAUGAAGAGUAUGAUCGAGAAGGGGGUUACUGAGAACAUGGAUAUGGCACAUAUGAUUUUGGAAGCUCUCUUCAUGAGGGGUCAUGUAGAGGAGGCGAUUGGUCGUGUCAAUCUGAUGGUGGAAAAUGGCUUUAUGCCUGAUCUAGAUAAGUUGCUUGUUUCCCUUUGCCGGAAGGACAAAGUGAUGGAGGCACAUAAGCUGGCCGAUUUUGCGUUGGACCGGGACUUUGAAGUUACCUUCUCAACAUAUGACAAAGUCCUGGAAGCCCUGUACACUGAGGAGAAGACAUUGCCAGCCUACUCCAUGCUCUGCAAGAUCAAGCACAAAGGAGGUGCUGUAGACCAGAAGGGCUGUGAUGCUUUGAUGGAUAGCUUAAAAGCUGGAGGAUACUCAAAGCAAGCUGACAUUUUGUCUAGGAUCUUGGUGGAGAAUGGAUCGUCAACAUCCAAGAGGGGCAAAAAGACUGGCAUGGCUGCGUAGCGAGGUUUCUGAAUUCAUGGGAGAUCCUAUUUGCUUUUUUAAUUGAAGAAGAAAAGAAAUCAGCUCUUUGUUUGUUUUGUUAAUGCCUGUUGGGCCAUCUGUCGAAUGAGGAUUUUCAUCCUAGCAGACAAAGAUAGGUAAAUUUACCUUUCUCACGAAAACCCUGAUCUAAUCUUGCACCAUGUCUUAGAGAAGAAACAUGUUUAAUAGUUGAGUCAGAUGUACUUCUUAUGAAUUUAGUUCAGACUUACAUCUAUAAUAUGCUGUCAGUUCAUUCUUUAUAAGUGGCUGUACUAAAGACAGCCCAGAAUUUUGUUUUGUUUUGGCAUGAUCCAUGAUGCCAAAGUAAGGCUUUGAUCCACAUUGUUGCUGUUGUUA